GAGCCGUCUCCUUUGACAUCUCUGAAAACACUUGGAAAGUUUGUAACAGAACGUAAAAAACACAAUCCUUUGCCUGGUUCAGUUGCUGUCAAUCGAAUAAGGGCUACGAGGAAGAAUAAGAAGACAUUGCUUGCUACAGAUACCUUAGGAUCGUCCUCUGAUUUUUUGACCUCGCCUGCUCAUGUGGGGAAUUUAAGAAAGAAAAACACAAAACGUAGGCAUACUGGUUUUUCAGCUAACCUUUCUUCUCAACUAGCCUACACCCAUCUGAAGACAAGGAGGCAGAAUUAUAAGCGUCCUCUUUUGUGCAGCACUCCCUCGAUGGCACAGAAAUAUAGUUGCAUUACCAAAGACCCUUCAAUUAGUGAGAUCUCUUGCACUGAUCUGGAAGAUUCUUUGUGUAGAAAAGUUGAAAGCAGUGACAUUAAUGAGAUACUGCAUCAGAAUCAGAUGCACCUUAUUCAUGAGAAAACACCAGCUACCCAGCCAUGCCAAGUAGAAGGAUGUAAAGAUCUGCCCUUACAUGCAGAGUGCAAAAGUAUUUCCUUGCCUUCUAAGAGGACUUCACAUUUAAAACGCAGCAUUUCAGCACCAUUAAAUGCAGAGACUAAAAACGAGUGUGUUCUUGGGUCAAUAGCUUCAAGUACUAGGGAUGAUGAAGCCAAGCAGACAAGUCUGAGGUCUGUUAAAUGCAUAUCAAGUAGCUGUUCAAGAAAUGAAAUUGUGGUUGGCACAGAGAUGUCAGGAAGCAGAGAGCUGUUUUCUGAGUCUGUGAUGUGUUUGGGUUCUCCAGCAAGCCCUCCAGGCACUAAAUGCAUAGCAGCGCCAACUACUCCAUUGACUGCAGACAUUGAAAGUAGUUUUCAUGAGUUGGAAAGGAAGCGAGCAGAGUUGGUACAUCUUUGUACUUCAGUGAAGGCGGUCAUCAAUCUGAGUCCCCUUAAUGUCCACAAAGCUUUGUAUAAUGGACCAGUGAUGCAAAACAGCUCUUGCAAAGGAAAAUCGGGAACGUUGCUUGAGCCAGUAUCAGCUAAGGAAUGCUUGGAUGUUGACCGCAGUCUGCAUGUUCUUAAUUAUGUUACUUCAGAAACUGAAAGGAAGAUUGCAGAAUUAAAACAGUUGUGCUCAAUUGUGCAGCCUUUUGUUUUGCUUGAAGCUAUGGCUCUGGAUGCUAGUACUGCAGAUAACAAUAGAACUGAGAGUACUCCAUUUGUUUCUGAUAUGCAGCAUGAAAGAAGUAGAAUUAGAACAAGGAAAAUAAGGAGGGACUCCAAGAAACUUUGUACCAAACUUUUUCCUAAUUAUGAUGAAAGUUCAGGUGAGAUAAAAGACUGUAAAGCUGACAUAUGUAUUAAACCACAGGAUGAAGAAAUACAUGUUUCUAACAAUUUUGUGGAACUGUAUUGUCCUCAGCCCCCUGAGCCUCUGUGUCCCACAGAUGUACAGUGUGGCAUUCCUGAAAAGAAGACCGAGUUUAAGGAAGACAACAGGAAGUCAGAUGAGCAUUUAAAUCAUUAUUUUGGAGAUAAACUUGCUCCUCAUUCCAUUCAGAGUAAGGUAUUGAAACCAAAGGUAACCAGUGCACUGAAGGAAGGAGCUGCCACUGCUCGAAAGGCAUGUAUUACUGGUUUUAGCUCAAGUAGAUGGGGCAAAAGGGCGAAAACUAAGGAUUUUUCAAAAAAGAAUCCUCUAGCGAGAUCCAAGAAAGAUCCUGAUUUUUCUUUCUCAGACUUUCGUCAUCAUAAGGAAAAUAAAAGACAGGUAUUUGAAGGUAUCUCGAGAGGUGGUGUUUUGGGAAUUUUCACGCCUGGAACAAUGCAGAAAGCAGGCCUCCAUGAUUCAUUUUUUUGCUCUCCUUCUCCCAGUAAUUGCCCUCUAGAAUUUUCACAGCUUCUUUCCUCCCGUGGAUGGUCCAGGUUGAAAGCCUCCCUCUCAGUCCACAAUAAGAAGAAAGUGGUUCCUACACCAAGCCGUUUAAAGAGGUUGGAACUUCGAGAUGUGCAUAAAAGUGGACUUAUUACCCCUCAGCGUGGAACUCCUGGAUUUCUUCAUAGGCAGGACAUGUAUGCAGGAACUCCAUGUGAUGACCUGAUUGGACCUUCUCCGUCUCAUGAACUGUCUUUCAUGGGAGCAUUGACACCACUGGGGUCCCCUUCAUAUAUAGAAGACAUCUCUGAUGCUGAGAAGGUGUUUCAAGAGUGUCAGCAAGAUGGCCCUAUCAGUUUUGAAGAAUGUAUCCCACCCAAGAAACUGAAGCAGUGUGUAAAGAUUGGUGAAGGUGUCUUUGGCGAAGUCUUUCGUAGUGUAAAUGACAAAAAUGAAUCUGUUGCCUUGAAGAUCAUCCCCAUUGAAGGGCAGGAUAUUGUAAAUGGCGAGUCCCAGAAGACAUUUGAUUCCAUCCUACCUGAAAUAAUAAUUUCAAAGGAGCUCAGCUGCCUGACUGAUGAAAAGAUCAAUAGAACUGAUGGAUUUGUAACUUUACAUUCGGUUCAUUGUGUCAAAGGUUCUUAUCCAUCACACCUGCUUAAAGCAUGGGACAAAUUUGAUAAAGAACGGGGUUCUGAAAAUGAUCGCCCAGAUUUUUUUGGUGAAGAACAGCUCUUUAUAGUCCUAGAGUUUGAAUUUGGAGGCUCAGAUCUUGAACACAUGAAGAACAAGCUUUCCUCAGCUGCAACACUGCUGAGUAUAUUACAUCAAGUGACAGCAUCCCUGGCUGUGGCAGAGGAAGCCUUAAAGUUUGAACACAGGGAUUUGCACUGGGGUAAUGUGCUUGUAAAAACUACUGACCUAAAGGAAGUAAAAUAUACCUUAAAUGGAACAGAGUAUACAAUUAUGACCCGUGGAGUCCAGACCAAUAUUAUUGAUUAUACACUUUCAAGGCUUGAAAAAGAUGGCUUAACUGUGUUCUGCGAUAUGUCUGCUGACGAAGACCUUUUCAAAGGGGAAGGUGAUUACCAGUUUGACAUUUACAGAAAAAUGAGAGAAGAAAACUUGAACAGUUGGAUUGAGUACAACCCUCACAGUAAUGUUCUUUGGCUGCACUACCUCGCAGACAAGAUGCUGAAUGAAAUGGUUUUAAAGAGAAAACUUCGGACUGCACCCAUGAAGGCUAUCUGGAAAAAAAUAAAAGAAUUUCAUAGUGAAGUCAGAACAUUUAGCUCUGCCGUAGAUGUUUUGCAGUGCAGUAAAUUAUUUCAAUGACACUUGCUUUUUUGUAAAGUGGGUAUCUGUUUUGAAAAUUGUGUAUAUAUUUAUAUUUUAUAGAGUUUAUAUAUGUCAAUUAUUAUGCAUAAAAAGGAAAGGUCGUGUCCAUCUCGUGUUCGUUUGCAUUUGAUGAACUUGUCUGUACACCUCUUACUGUUUUUCUUUUUCCAUUGCUAUUUAAAGCUUUUUGCUGUAACCUGAUGGCAGUUCCGGUACAAUCACCUAACCAUUGCUGGUUAGAUUGUAGCUCUUGUCCACCUUGUUCUUUGGGAGGAACAUUUUUAGUCUAGACUUUGAAUACUUGUAAUUAUUGUCUUAAUAUUUGCUAAGCACCUAAGGAAAAUUAUUAGCAAAAGAAAGAAAAAAAUAUAGAAGCUGGCAUUCACAAACUUGAAA
Protopterus annectens (West African lungfish) is the source of this 3600-nucleotide messenger RNA. It is a transcript of the gene HASPIN, whose product is annotated as histone H3 associated protein kinase. The transcript has 13 exons. Lineage: Eukaryota; Metazoa; Chordata; Ceratodontiformes; Protopteridae. Gene Ontology annotation, molecular function: histone H3T3 kinase activity; ATP binding. The coding region runs from base 322 to 3201 and encodes 959 amino acids. Gene Ontology annotation, biological process: mitotic cell cycle; intracellular signal transduction; protein phosphorylation. The record is from RefSeq and is a predicted model, not a curated record. Gene Ontology annotation, cellular component: nucleus; cytoplasm.